UCAAUUGAUGGAAGUUUAAAAAAAAUAAAUUCUGUAUUUUUUGUUGAUUUAAAUCUGUGACCAUUAUCCAUCAUACAUCCUUUAUCCCUUCAUGUUUUUUAAAUAAUCUUGCUACUGGAUUAUUUGUUUAAGAUGAUAGUAUGGAGAUGUCAUUCACACAUUGUGUGAUUUACCCAUUUAAAGUGUAUAAUUCUGCGGCCUUAAGUCUAUUCUCAAAGUUGUCAUUCAUCACCACCUUCAAUUAUAGACUGUUUUCAUUACUCCAAAAGAGAAAUUCCACUCCCACCCUCUUCUGACUCCCAAGCCCUAGGUAACCUUUACUCUCUGUCUCGUGGAUUUCCCUUUUCUGGCCAUUUCAUAUGAACAGAACUAUAUACCUGCCAGUCCUUUGUGUCUGGCUUGUUUCACUUAGCAAAAUGUUUUCAAGGUUUAUCCGUGCCAUACUUGGGUCAGUUCUUCAUUUAUUUUUAUUGCCCAGUAAUAUUCCCUUGUGUGGCUGCACCUCAUCUUAUCAUCUUAUCCAUUCAUCCAUUGAUGGGCACUUGGAUUAUUUCCACUUUCUGACUGUUAUGCAUGGUGCUGCUAAGAACAUUUGUGUGAACAUAUGUCUGCAUUUCUCUUGGGUAUUUGCCAAGGAUGGAAAUUGCUGGAUCACAGGGUAAUUCUAUAUUUAAAUGUUUGAGGAACUCUUCCCAACCUAACUGGGCCAUUUGACAUUUCCACCAGCAGUGUCCGAGGGAUUUCUCCACAUCUUCCACAAACUUGUUGCGAUCCGUCUCUCUGAUACUGAUGGCAUGGAGCAUCUUUCUAUGUACUUAUUGGCCAUUUUAGAAAUAGUGAUACAGAUCCCCUUUGAAGAAGUGACUAUGUGGUUAUUUUGCCCAAUUUUUAAAUGGAUUAUUUGUCUUUCUUGUUAUUUGUAUGCGUGAUCUUAAGACUUUUUUUUUUAAAGAUUUAUUUAUUUAUGCAUACAAGAGCUGGGGUACAGGCCAGAGAUGUUGGGGGUGAGAGGAUUCACCAGAAACAGAGUGAGGAACAAAACAGGCAGAUUGACCAAAGUACACUGCUGAGGGGAGCAGCGGGAGAGACAGGAGAGGUCUGCUGCACCAUGUAGGUUGCUCCCUGGCCAGCCGGGAAUGGAACUCAUUGCUGCAGAGGCUGCGGAUUGCUUCAUAGUGUGGUGCUUAACCCCUUGCGCCACCAGGGAGGCCCAAGACAAGGUUUUGAUAAGACAGGUGGUCAGCAAUCAUGCAGUCGGCAUCUAAGAGAUAUAAAAGGCACCUUUAUUGAAAGAAGGCAUAGGAAACACAAUGUGAUUUUAGGGCUAUUUGUAGUGUCUGAUGUGUUGUUGGUCUUUCUUUCUCCUGCCUAUUUUCUUAGGACCCCUCUUGCAGCUCUCAAGUGUUUGUAGAAAACGACAAACAGUUGUCACAGUUUUUCAAGUCAUAGAAAGAGUUGCAACUUCUCCUUGUAAGAGAACUUUCUAAGUGCAUUCAAUGCCUAACGUUGCAGAAGCAGGAAGGGCAAGUGAUUCUGGAAAUGGUGAGCACAGAUCCGAGAGCAAGUCCCCUGAGGAGAAUCUACCCGGUGCUCUACCAUCUUUCUGCUCUCGAGCCUCAGGAACACCCUUGGGCCCCAAAGGAGACAGCCACUAUCCAUGGAGCUGCCCAGUGACCCACACUCGGGAGAAGAUUUACGCCAUCUGCUCGGACUAUGCCUUCCUCAACCAGGCCACCUCAAUCUACAAAACUCCAAAUUCCACCCACUCUUCCUGCCUGCCUGAUAGUACCUCUUUAUCUGCUGGAAAUAAUUCAUCAAGGUACAUUGGCAUCCCAACCAGUACAUCGGAGAUCAUCUACAAUGAAGAAAAUAGCCUGGAAAACUUAUCCAAUAGCCUGGGCAAGCUACCUCUUGCAUGGGAAAUUGAUAAAUCUGAAUUUGAUGGCGUGUCCACAAAUUUGAAACACAAAUCAGGCAAUGUGAAGAAACAAACUUCUAAGAAAAAAACUUCAGAUAAAAAAGGAAGACAUCAAAGGGACUGGGCACAGUGCUCUCCAGCCGAUGACAUCAAGCAGCGAAAAGUAUUAGACCUUCGACGCUGGUACUGCAUAAGCCGACCUCAAUAUAAGACUUCUUGUGGUAUCUCCUCAUUAAUUUCUUGUUGGAAUUUCUUAUACAGCACAAUGGGAGCUGGAAAUCUUCCACCUAUUACCCAAGAAGAAGCUUUACAUAUUUUGGGCUUUCAACCCCCAUUUGAAGAUAUUAGGUUUGGCCCUUUCACUGGAAAUACAACACUUAUGAGAUGGUUCAGACAAAUUAAUGAUCAUUUCCAUGUAAAAGGAUGCUCCUAUGUUCUCUAUAAGCCUCAUGGGAAGAAUAAAACAGCUGGAGAAACUGCCUCGGGGGCUUUAUCGAAGUUGACUCAUGGACUGAAAGAUGAAUCACUGGCUUUUAUCUAUCAUUGCCAAAAUCAUUACUUUUGCCCAAUAGGCUUCGAAGCAACGCCUGUCAAAGCUAAUAAAGCAUUCAGCAGAGGUCCCCUGUCUUCACAAGAAGUAGAAUAUUGGAUCUUAAUUGGAGAAUCCAGUAGAAAACAUCCUGCUAUUCACUGUAAAAAAUGGGCAGAUAUUGUUACUGAUCUAAACACUCAAAACCCAGAAUAUCUAGAUAUCCGGCACUUAGAGAGGGGGCUACAGUAUCGAAAAACAAAGAAGGUUGGGGGUAACCUGCAUUGCAUCAUAGCAUUCCAGAGACUCAGUUGGCAAAGAUUUGGUCUUUGGAACUUUCCAUUUGGAAGCAUCAGACAAGAUUCACAACCUCCAACACAUGGCCAGGGAAUUGCCAAAUCUGAGAGUGAAGACAACAUCUCCAAGAAGCACCACGGACGUCUGGGGCGGUCUUUUAGUGCUAGUUUCCAUCAGGACUCAGCGUGGAAAAAGAUGUCCAGCAUCCAUGAGAGAAGGAACAGUGGUUACCAGGGUUAUAGUGACUAUGACGGGAAUGACUGACGACGCUGGGUAGGAGGCAGCCUGCGCUGUGCACACAGCUGGUCCGCCAGGGCGCUGAGACAGGAGAUCGCGUGCAGUCCCUGUUACAUAGGAACAGAUUGUGUGGUUCAAAACGUAACCUCGUCAUCCUCCAGUAAUUAGCGUGUGUGAGUGUGAUGGAGGAUUUCAGGUAGAUAAGCAGAUAAGCACAGAUGACUGUCCUUUUAAACGUAAAAGUAUAUAUAGACAUUCUGGAUCAUCUCACGACAUCCAAUAAAAUUGCAUAUAAACCAAUUAAAAACAAAUUCACUAAUAGCAUCAUGAUUUGAAAUACUUCAGCAUGAAAUGAUUUCUUAUGGCUGGGCCUCCAGACAUUUUUUGCAUAGCUCAUUCUAAGCUCAAGAGGGUGCCAUUUGCCCUUAAAAAACCAAACCAGACCGGGGGCUAUCGCGUUCUAGUUUUCCCGCUGGGUUAAAUCUCAUUUAAAAUUAGUUAGUGAGUCUAGUAAUUCCUUUAUUUGCAGUUGUCUCUUGCCUGCCUCAUUUCUUUCCUGGUUAACUUUCUCAGGAUUUUCAAUAAAGAGGCAAAAGAGACCCAAGAAGUGGAUCUUUUCUAUUGGUGCGAAUGGAUGACGUAGUGCGUUGUUUCAGGGUAUUCUUGGCUUUCUUCACUUGGUGUGUUACUAUCAAAUAGUAGGACUUUAGGUCUGGAGAGACCUCUGUAAGUCUAGAAUAGACCUUGUAGGGACAGAAUAAAGAAUGAGUGGCAUUCAGUGUUUCCAUGCCCAAGGUGAUCUGUGAAACGGGAUCCCCUGAUAACUGAUUGGUCCUCAACCUGGAGUCAUGGGUUGAUAAUAGCAGGGAAGAGGCAUGAGGAAGCCACCUGCCUUGCAGGCAACUGUCACCUGCCAACUCUGACAGGUUUCCUUUUUAAACCCUCCAGACGGUGAGCUGUUUGAAGCAAGCUGAGUGUGUAGUUCACAAUGUGCGGGUUUCAUACAUUUGAGCUCCUGUCUAGCUGCUGUCAGUUUCUCUUCUGCUGACAACUGUGACUCACCAAUAAGUAGGAUCUCUUGUUCUUUCAUUUUAAGGGCUUGUUCCAGGACUCAGAUCAGUAACGUGAUUAUUACAAGGUGCUGGAUAUGUUGGAAACCAUAUCACAAUACACCUCAAGGAGAGGGUUCAGAUUUUAUUUUUUAAAUGUUUUCAUUUUCUUCUCCUUUGAAUUUUAUAUCCAUUUAUCCAUUCAAACAUGCCUAGCCUACAGAAGGGGAGAUAUAUGAUGAAAUGGUCAUUUUCCUGAAGAGAGUAUUUUGCUUGAAAUGCAAAAGACUGAAAGAUGUGUAGGUUGUUGGUUUUGUUACUUCAUACUGGAACUUCUAAGAUGUUUCCAUCAAAUAAAGUUUUGUUUUCUACUUUUAGUCAUGUGAAUGUUUUGAACUUUUGUUUUAGGCAGGCAGCACCCUUACCAUUUU
Messenger RNA from Talpa occidentalis (Iberian mole), 4461 nucleotides. RefSeq names its product basic, immunoglobulin-like variable motif containing (gene BIVM). The transcript is spliced from 9 exons. The coding region runs from base 1497 to 3008 and encodes 503 amino acids. The record is from RefSeq and is a predicted model, not a curated record. Gene Ontology annotation, cellular component: nucleus. Gene Ontology annotation, molecular function: DNA endonuclease activity; single-stranded DNA binding. Lineage: Eukaryota; Metazoa; Chordata; Mammalia; Eulipotyphla; Talpidae. Gene Ontology annotation, biological process: nucleotide-excision repair.